AUGAAAACUGGCCGACGCGGAUUCAUUGUUACGCCAGAAACGGCUAUUAGAUUUACCGAGACGUCAGUUUUCUUGACUUGUAUUUUCGCGCCUAAACGUGCUGAUAAGUUACGACUUUUUUUGUUUAGAGUACUUAUGAUAGCUUCGGUGCUUUUGACAGUUACUUUUUUUUUAUCUUUGCUCCUGUCGAUUCUCGAGAACUUGGACAAAUUAGUGGUAGUGAUAAAAUCCUUGACUUUUAUGAGCAGUCUAGUUAACUAUGUUAUUAAAGUUGUGAUUGUCAGAAUAUACUGCAAUAAUUUUAAGAGGCUACAGUGGUCAGUAAAAAAUUUCAUAGAAAAUGCGGACAAAUUUGAGAGAAAAAUAAUCCAAAAAUACGUCGACGAGUGCUGGAAAUUUCAAUUAUUCGUAACAAUCGGUAGCUACUUUACGACAACUGGAUUUCUCCUCGGACCGUUAGUGCUACCGCAAAAAUUUCCAACAGAGGCGGUGUAUCCAUUUUCUACAGAAAAUACACUAGUUACGGUGAUUGUUUACUUACAACAGAGCAUUGGAGGGUAUCAAGCUGCAGCGGCGGUUGUUCUCGAUUGCCAGAUGGCGGUUUACCUCUGGUACUUGUGUGUAAGAUUCGAGGGGCUGAUUCUUCAAAUGGACCACGUCGAGGAUCAUCUUCAAUUGAUAAUUGAGAUUCAAGAUUUUUAUUUGAAUUUUCAGCGGUUUUUAUCCACUUGUAGAUUCGUCGAUGAAACUAUUCCUUCGAUUCGGGCUGUCGUUUUCUCGACGGUCACCAUUAAUAAGUUUAUUAUGAUUUGUGCUGCGGUUGUUCUUAUAUCAGGCGAAGGCUCGAUUGAAAAACUUCAGUGUGGAGUAAUAGUUAUCUUUACUGCCUUAAAUAUUUACACCUUUAUCAGGCCAGCGGAUAGACUAAUUGAACUUACGAGCUAUGGAAUGUCAAACAAAGUAUUUAACUCAUUCUGGACAUUGAACCAAAAAAUGAGAAAAACGUGUCUUCUUAUCAUACAUAGGACGCAGUAUCCUGUGCUGAUACGCAUUCCCGGUUUUCUAGAGACAGUUUCUAAUCAAUAUUACUCUUCAGUAUGUAUUUUUGCCUUUAAAUUUCAUAAAAACAAAAUUUAA
Cotesia congregata is the source of this 1137-nucleotide messenger RNA. The record is from the annotation of a GenBank genome assembly. NCBI's taxonomy places the organism in Eukaryota, Metazoa, Arthropoda, Insecta, Hymenoptera, Braconidae.